Molecule: messenger RNA, 3456 nt
Organism: Cygnus olor (mute swan)
Lineage: Eukaryota; Metazoa; Chordata; Aves; Anseriformes; Anatidae
Gene: STAT6
Product: signal transducer and activator of transcription 6
Exons: 22
Coding region: 200-2950 (916 amino acids)
Biological process (GO): defense response; growth hormone receptor signaling pathway via JAK-STAT; regulation of transcription by RNA polymerase II
Molecular function (GO): DNA-binding transcription factor activity, RNA polymerase II-specific; RNA polymerase II cis-regulatory region sequence-specific DNA binding
Source: RefSeq, a predicted model, not a curated record
GCGGGGGGGUGGAACCGAGCGGCCCACGGGGCACAAACGGCCCCCGGCGCACCGGGACCCCCCCGGACCUCGCUCACGUCUCCGGGCAGCUCCCGGGCCCGGCUGUGGGCCUCGAGCCCCGGGACGCGGCUGCAAACCGGGGCCAGGCCCCGGGCCCGUUGAGCAGCAAAGCGCCGCCGAACGGGUAACGGUUCCCAAGAUGUCCCUCUGGAACAUCGUCUCCCACAUGCCGCCGGAGGAGUUCAGCAGCCUCUUCGCAGAGUUUCCCCGCAGCCUGCGCUGCCUCCUGGCCGACUGGCUGGAGAACCAGCCCUGGGAGUUCAUCAAUGGCUCCGACGCCUUCUGCACCAGCAUGGCCAGCGGGAUGCUCUCAGCCAUGCUGGAGAAGCUCCGCAGUGCCGCCGGCAGCGAUGGGCAGCAGUGUCAGAUCCUCCAGCAAGUCAGCAACAUUGAGAGCGCGUACCGGCGGGACCCGCUGCGGCUGGUGGCCGUCCUGAAGGCGAUCCUGGAGGGCGAGAAGGCUGCCGUGCUCAAGAGGGACCGCCACCUGCCCCUCAGCUUCCACCGGCGGCAGGAGGAGCUCAAGUUCAGCCUGGGCCUGCAGCGGCUGCAGCACCGCGUCCGCGAGGUCCAGGCGCUGCGGGAGCGCAGCUCGCAGCUGCGGGACGGCUCCGCAGCCUCUCUGCCACUGAACCCACAGCUGAAGACAGAACCGAAAGCCCCGGAGAGCGAGCUGCCCACCCUGAUCCUGGAGGCCACGAAAGAGCUGGAGGUGGCCAAGCAGCAGGUCCUGAAGAGGAUCCAGAUUUGGAAGAGGCAGCAGCAGCUGGCGGGGAACGGAGCGCUCUUCGAGGAGAACCUAGCACCGCUGCAGAAGAGGUGUGAGAGCCUGGUCGAGGUUUAUUUCCAGCUGCACCAGCAGGUGAUGGCAGCGAGCGCAGAUCUGGGGCCCGAGCUGCUGCCCCGGCUCCUGGAGCGCUUCAACGAGGUUUUAUCCAGCCUGGUCAAGAGCUCCUUCCUGGUGGAGAAACAGCCCCCGCAGGUGCUGAAGACCCAGACCAAGUUCCAGGCGAGCGUCCGGUUCCUGCUCGGCCCCCAGCUGCUGAAGGCGUCCACCAAGCCCUACAUGGUGCGGGCUGACAUGGUGACGGAGAAGCAGGCGCGGGAGCUGGCGCUCAGCGCCUAUGGCAACACCCUGAGCGAGAGCACGGGGGAGAUCAUGCACAACGUGGUGGCCCUGGAGACCAACCCCACCAGCGGGACCUGCUGCGCCAACUUCAAGAACGUGCUGCUGAAGAAGAUAAAGCGCUGCGAGCGGAAGGGGUCCGAGUCGGUGACCGAGGAGAAAUGCGCCGUCCUGUUCAGCACCACCGUGGCCCUGAGCCCCAGCAACCUCACUGUGCACCUCCAGGUCCUGUCUCUGCCCAUCGUGGUCAUCGUCCACGGGAACCAGGACAACAAUGCCAAAGCCACCGUGCUGUGGGACAACGCCUUCUCGGAGAUCGACCGCGUGCCCUUUGUGGUGGCCGAGCGGGUGCCGUGGGAGAAGAUGUGCGAUACUCUGAACCUGAAGUUCAUGGCAGAGGUGCAGACCACCAAGGGGCUUCUCAAGGAGCACUACUUCUUCCUGGCCCAGAAGAUCUUCAAUGACCACAGUGCCAGCCUGGAGGACUUCCAGAGCCGCAGUGUCUCCUGGGCCCAGUUCAACAAGGAGAUCCUGCCCGGCCGGGGAUUCACCUUCUGGCAGUGGUUUGACGGAGUCCUCGACCUCACCAAGAGAUGCCUCAAAAGUUACUGGUCAGACAGGCUCAUCAUCGGCUUCAUCAGCAAGCAGUACGUCUGCAAGCUCCUGAGCACAGAGCCUGACGGGACCUUCCUGCUCCGCUUCAGUGACUCGGAGAUCGGGGGCGUCACCAUUGCUCACGUCAUCCGGGGCAAGGACGGCUCCAGCCAGGUGGAGAACAUCCAGCCCUUCUCUGCCAAGGACCUGUCCAUCCGAUCCCUUGGCGACCGCAUCCGGGACCUGGGGCAGCUCCGCAACCUCUACCCCAACACCCCCAAGGACCAGGCGUUCGGCAGCCACUACAACAAAGAGCAGACGGGCAAGGAUGGCCGCGGCUACGUCUCCACUGCCAUCAAGAUGACGGUGGAAAGCGAGAGGGACCAGCAGCCCCAGAGCACUGCAGGGGGAGGCCCCGAGCCCCCCCAGGCUCAGAUGUUCAGCCUGCCCGUGCUGCAGCCCGAGCUGCGCCCCGAGAACCUGCAGUCGGUGCUCAGCCCCAUCUGCCCCCCUGCUCCCUUCUGCUCCCAGUCCAUGUCCAGCUACCCCGCGGGUGAGAGCAACGUGAACAUGAUGGUCCCCGAGGCCAUCGGGUCCUCCUUCCCCAGCACCUCACCGAUGCUCUCAUCGUCCCUGGUCAUGGACCCUGCGCUGCCCCGCUGCCAAGACCUUGCCUUCAGGAACCCUAUGAGCUUUAUGACCAACCAGUACAUGCCCGGGGAGGCCUCCCAGCUGCUGCCCGGAGGCCCCUCGCCGGAGCCGCGGGAUGAGGAGAUGCCCGAGCUGGCCCCGUUCACGCCGAUGGACGCGCCGCUGCAGAGCUCCCCAAGGUGGAUGGCACCCAGCAUGGACCUGCCGCCCGGCUCGGAGUUCGACCAGUUCCUACAGGAGAUGUCCCUGGAGAGCCCCGCGCUGUGCCCCCCCUUCACGCCCCCCCCUGCAGCGCAGCGGAUACCCCAGCCCCAACGCUUCGUGCUGGGGGCUGGGGGAGUCCCGGUGGGACGACAGCGUCCGGCCAGGGCACGCGUGAGGGGGCUGCGGGGGCCGUGGGACUGUGAGCCCCGACACAGCCUCGUCUGGGCUCCUGGACUUGACACCAUUUGCGCUGGGGUGGAAACUCUGGCAGGGGAGGGGAGGGAAUUUUGCGGGGGGGGGCAGCACUUUGGGUGACACCCUGCCCCCCCCCCCAACCUGUGUAUACGCUGCACUUUGGAGCACGGAGCCGCUGCCUGCCCUUGCCGCUGCCAGCGGGGGCCCCGACCCCCGUGGGGGUGCCCCCAGCCUCGCCGCCAGGCUCGGUGCCCCCAGCCCACGCUGCCGGGCUCAGCCCCCCGCAGAGGCCGGGAUGAGUCAGCUGCAGGGGCGAGAGAGGCGGCAGCGGGAACCGGGGGACUGAACGCGCCAGCCCGGCGCUCGGCAGGGCCUCCAGCAUCCCGAGGGAUGGGGGGGGACAGAGGGACCCCCCCCCCCCCGCACCAGCCCAGCUGGGGCCGCAAGCCCCUCGUCCACCCGGGACUGGCACCUGCUGUGGGGUUUGUGAGCUGCCCUGCGGCCCCCCCAGCCUGGAGGAGGGUCAAGGCAGGGAGAGGGGAGCCUGGGGGCGUGGGGGGCAGGAAGAUAAGCCAUAAAAUAAAGUUUUAUUCCAAAAUAACAAAAUAAAUAAUCUACUGUACACG